UUUAUCUUUCACGCAUGCAAGGCGACAUCGCAAAUUGGUGGUCCGGCAUACCGCCCAUCACGAAACACGUGCUGUCCAUUUCGGUCCUCACGGCUGCUCUGCUGGAAUUGGGCCUGGUUUCGGCCGCCAGUUUGGCGUGGAUACCCAAGCAAAUCGUGCAAAAUUUCGAACUGUGGAGACUGGUCACGCCCUUCUUUGUCCAAAAGCUGUCCUUGUCCUUUCUGUUCAGAAUGGUGCUACUAUUUAGGUGUUCGUCCGAAAUUGAACAAACGACGUUCGCAAGCAACAGAAGUGGCUUUUUCUUUAUGAUCCUUGUAUCUUGUUUUUGCUCCCUGAUCUUGUCGUGGCUUGUGAAAGUCUAUUUCCUGAGCACUUGCCUAUACAUGAUCAUUAUUUACUAUUGGUCGAAAGUUAACACGAACUCGAUCAUUUCGAUGAUGUUCGGAUUCACGUUUCGGUCGAGAUACUUGCCCUGGGUUCUCGUUCUUUUUUCGUUUCUGUCAAAAGAAAGUGUCGUUCCUUAUAUCGUGGGCAUUCUUUCUGGCCACCUCUAUUGGGUACUGGCCAACCCCCUGUCCCGGGACAUUGGGUAUCCCCUCAUGGACCCGCCAAGCUUCUUGAAGAAGAUUUUUCGCGAGUCGGCCUCGCAACGCGCCAGACAAGAUGACAGAUCGAGUACGUCCAAAAAAAAAGCUGUCAGGAAAAAAAGACUGACGAACUUUCAGCUUCUAGAGGCCUACGCUAUUCUUGGGGAACUGGACACCGUCUUGGGGGAGGCUGAGUGUGAGCGCCAUUAUAAAUCAGAACAGCUUUUAUGUUUCGAAUGCAAUUUUUUUUUUUUUUUUUUGCCUAUAACCGGGCCAUUCGAUGUCUGGAGUGAGCAAGUGUUAUUACGAUAUUUUAGGGGUGAAGCAAGAUGUGACAGAAGAAGAGCUUACCCAGGCGUACCGUCGAUUGGCCCUUAGGUGGCAUCCCGACAAGAACAUCCACCAGGUAGAGUUGGCUAGCGAAAAGUUCAAAGAGAUCAGGUCUGCCUACGAAAUCUUGUCUGACCCGAAGGACAGAGCAUGGUACGAUGCUCACCGAGACGCCAUUCUGAAAAAGAGUAACGACGAAGAAGACUCGGACGAAAUAGACUGCCUUUGGAAAUACUUCAGGUCGGAUUGCUACAAGGGUUUCGGUGACGAAGGAAAUGGGUUUUAUAAGGUGUAUGGCGACCUUUUCGAAUUGAUUGAUGGACUCGAGGUCAAGUGUCGAAACUCUAGAAAGAGGGCACCUAAGUUUGGCAAGAGCACAUCUAGAUAUUUAGAAGAAGUCGAGUUGUUUUACACGUAUUGGAUGCGCUUUUCCACGUGUCGCACGUUUGCUUGCAAAGAUGUUUAUAACACGUUGACUGCACCCAACCGUCAGGUGCGUCGUUUGAUGGAGAAGGAGAAUGCCGCUGUCAGGAAGGCCGCCAAACAGUCGUACGAGAAGCUGGUGAUUCAAUUAGUUCGCUUUGUUCGAAAAAGAGAUCCUCGUGUCGCCGCCUGGAACCUAGAAAAUCCUAAAACAGACAAAGUAAAAAAGAAGAAGAAAGUGGUUGAUUCAGGUCAAGCUGAGAAGCGCAGACUGCCUGCCUGGGAGCCCCAAUCAGAAUCGAUUGAUUUUUCUUCUAUUGAAGAUUUUUCAUUGCUGAUGAAUGAGAAAGACUUAAAAGAAUAUCAGCGUCUAUUCGGCGAAAAUCCCGUCGAAGAAGACGAAUUUUACUACAACUGUCCAGUUUGCGACAAGGACUUCAAAAGCGCCAAGCAAUUGGACAACCACGAGCGUAGCAGGAAGCACAGAGAGCUGGUAGAGUACUUGAGAAGCGAGAUGUUACAAGACAACGAGACGUGUGCAGAAGAGGAAACCAAGCCGUUAUCGGAUUUGUCAACACUUGAAGAGAAUUCGUGUAACUCAGGUGGUUUGUCCGCAGACGAGUAUCAACCAUCCAACACGGAGGCGAGCGAAGGGGUCGUAGAUGCAGACGUUUGCACUUCGGUCGAUUCAGAGUCGAAUCACGACAGAGAGGAGGACGAUUGUUUAGCUCGCAUGGCCGAACUGAGAUCGACUCGUCCUGAGCACUCAAAGUGCGACGAUUCCGGGUUCGAGGUGAACGCGUCUCUCAACCGCUUGCUCGAAGAGUUUAGUUUGGACGAAGAGAGGCCUCGAGCGUCCGGUGAUUCUGAGAAUUUGGCUAAAUCAAAAAAGAGGCGUGCGUACAAGAAAAAGAGUGAUUCUUUUGCUCCUUCUAAUUCCCAAAAACCAUCGAAAUGCAGAGUCUGUCAAAAAGAGUUCCUUUCGAGAACGAGUUUACACGCGCAUCUACGAGAGGCCAACCAUGCAACUGCUAUUUAGUCCAAAAAGAUUGUACGCUGACGAGAGGUGUCUCGGAUGAUUUUUUAUGAGAGCAUGUACACCUAUUGUAAAUACUGUAAAUACCGCGAAUGCUCUUUUUGUACAACAGACUUUUUUGAAGUUUUUUACGGUAUUUUUUUCAACUGUCUGGUUAUUUUGUGGUGCACGGUGGCUUUAGAUCGCAUUGUCUACGUGGUUUCAGUAGUGUGCGAUGAAUGAUGUGGCGAUAGAAUACUCGCAAGUCGCCUUGCCGACUGAUAGGGAUGUGCAACCGUCCUUUUCGGUCGGUGAUGGUGUGCGCAUCCCAGAAGAGCAGAAGCCCUUUUAUUCGCCUCGAAAAAAUAUUAUUGUGCUUGAACUGGGUUCUUUCUGCAUCCGUGUUGGCUUUAGCGACAAAGAGGACCAGCCGCCCAUCACCAUUACCAAUGCCAUUGCCUAUCGUCGGUACCUCCAGCACAAGUCCGAUUCGAGUGACACCGACGAGACGAUCGAAAAAAAAAUCGACGAUUCACACAAAAAGCCCAAUUGUGUUUUAGACUCUAAGACCGGCGCGAGUAUUUUCUCCCCGGAGGUGGAGUCGCUGGUUUCUGAGCUGGAGGAGCGCUAUGCGUCCGCCUACGACAAUUUGAAGCGCACGUCGACUUCGGUUCGACUAUUGAUACACGAAAACUCGUGUGAGACGCUUUCAGAAGAAAGUGAUACGCCCACCGAAUGGAUGCCUAUAGAAAACAAUACGAGUUAUUUCAUUGGGGAUCAGGUGCUGUAUCUCGACGAUUCCGAUCCCUACAACAUUUAUUUUCCAUUUUACGCGGGUCAUUUCAACUACAAAUAUCUCCAUAUGACGUGCCCUGAUCCAGAUCGUCAGUCUUUUGCCAUCACGCACGCCUUCGUCAAGGACAGCAUUACCAAGAUUUUGACCGAGGUGUUCCUAGUCUAUAUGGACGUUCGCAAGGAGGAGUUGGCGCUGUACGAUGUGAUGCUCGUAAUUCCAGAUUCUUUUUACAAGAGAGAGGUCAAGGAUUUGAUUCACAUACUGCUGCUGGACAUCGGUUUCGGGAACAUCUUGCUUCACAAGUCUGGUCUUUGCGCUGCGGUGGGAUCCGGAAAAAGUGCGUGUUGCGUUGUGAACAUAGGAUAUUGUCAUACAACGAUUUCGUGCGUUGACAAUUUUGAGGUUCUGAAGCCGAGUUUAAUGUCUCUGCCCUACGGGGGGAUUGACGUCAGUCUGUUCCUUAAGGACCUACUUGCUAGAUCGAGCGAGGUGAACUUUUUCAAGUAUCACUCGGCCAACAUUCGAAAGUCUAUACAAGAUUUGAUCAUUUUCGAGGAAAUCAAGGAGUCGACUUGUUGCUUCGAUGUCAACUCGAUCAAGCCAGAAAUGUACGUGUUUCUGGUCAGACAUCGCAGCACGCCGACUGUUCUGUACCGUCUAGACAUCGGCAUGGCUCAGCUUAUCGCACCGUUUGUGUUGCUCAACCCAGCGCUCAGACCCAAGACCGAGCAGGAACUGGACGACCCGCGUCACCGGAUGUGUUGUCUAGAAGAUGAUCCUGAGGACCUUUGGGCGAACGUCUGGCUAAACCGCCAUUCUUCUAGCCAAUCGUGUUCAUCAGAACAUUCUAAGCCAAAGCACAAAAAAAAGGCCGGCGACAAACCGUCUCAAAGCGGCGGACUGACAGAAAGGGUAAAUCCCGCCGCUCCUCAAACCGAGGGCGACGUGGGCGAUGAUGCCAUGGUACUGGGCGAUGUUUCAGAAUCGGUGGAAAUGUCAUCUCCCAAUCCGAAAUUGAAUCAUGCAGAAAAUUCUCUUGCACAAAAAAUCAUUGAAUCCAUCACCAACAGCACAAGUCAGCCACGUCUUUUGCAAACCUUCUUUAACCACAUCGUCCUAAUUGGUGGAUCCUCCUCCAUUGCCGGGCUCAAAAACCAGUUAGAGUCGGAAAUCUGCAAACUUCUGCCCGACGAUUCCAACAUCCAAGUCAUCGCUUCUCCCCCCUCCACCGGCGUCUCACCUUCGAAUUGCGUAUGGCGUGGUGCAUCCGUUUUGGUCUCCAAGACGCCGAGAGAGUAUUGGCUUGAUCGCGGAGCGUUCCGACUACGAGGACUGACUGCCCUUCGAGAAAAGCUCUUGUUUUCCUGGGAUUCCUAACGCGCCCUUCUGCGGUCAAUUGUUGCCGUUCUUGCCCGAGGGCAACGUAGAUUUGUUCUCUGGCGCUCUCUCGGAUGCGCCUUUCAAAAAAGAAAAAUUUGGACAUUGUACUUUUUUUUUUUGUCACCCGUCAAAGGCGACAUAUCCAAGCUUCGUGGCGCUCUUCUCUCAGUCGAGUCAUGCCCGCCUACAACCCAGAAAAGACGCUUGAGAAAUACGGCUGGAAGCGCGGUGACGGAAUCGGCCUACACGGACAGGGAAGAGUCGAGCCUAUAGAAGUCGUGGUCAAGAAAGAUUUGCUCGGAUGCGGUAGCACUUCGAGCCGUUCCUCGCAUAGCUUCGAUUGGUGGAAUCAAGUUUACUUUUCUGCGUCGAAGGGCAUCUCGGUCGAGUACUCGGAAGACCGCGAACAAGUUCAAGUGCGCGGCUGUGCGAAUACUACGAACGACAAAAAAACCAUAUACAAUGGGCUUUUUGUACGUGGAGGAAUGCUUCAAGAAGAAAAGCACAGUCCGGUAAACCCCUCUGAGUCCUUGCAAGAGUUCGAGGCGUAUCACUUGAAAGACUUGCGCUCGAACAAGCAAAUUGCCUCGCUAUUCAUGAAGCCUCGUCGAAGGGCCAUUCGCACCGCAAGAGCAGUCGGAGAAAGCAUCUUCGUGACAAGUCGUUGAGCACAAAAAAGAACAAGGGGUGCAACUCAUAGUGGCGUCGUUUAAACGACCGCGACGCUGGUGCUUCAUUACACUCGGUAGCGAAGCAUACGUGCAGUUUGAUCUCAUCCUUUGAUGCAUGACGACUCGAAGUUCUGGCACAUGUGCUAUCAAUUCUCACGCUGGAGACCUGAAAAUUUUUAAGGCGAACUGUGAUUUUAGUCGUUAUUUUACAAAAGCAAGAAUUUGUGUUAAUAAAUUUUGCAGUAGCUCAUUGAAUCAAGUUCUAAACCAA
This is a messenger RNA of Schistocerca gregaria, 5473 nucleotides long. Its product is annotated as dnaJ homolog subfamily C member 21-like. The record is from RefSeq and is a predicted model, not a curated record. The coding region runs from base 868 to 2379 and encodes 503 amino acids. Gene Ontology annotation, cellular component: cytoplasm. Lineage: Eukaryota; Metazoa; Arthropoda; Insecta; Orthoptera; Acrididae. The transcript is spliced from 11 exons.